Molecule: messenger RNA, 654 nt
Organism: Oncorhynchus nerka (sockeye salmon)
Lineage: Eukaryota; Metazoa; Chordata; Actinopteri; Salmoniformes; Salmonidae
Product: netrin receptor DCC-like
Exons: 4
Coding region: 1-654 (217 amino acids)
Cellular component (GO): membrane
Source: RefSeq, a predicted model, not a curated record
AUGAAAGGAAGUGGGGAGGGGGGGGUUUAUUCGAUCGCCUACGAAUUCUCAGGAUCACAUCAGCUGUUCACCGCUCAGGACCAGGCAGGGGGAGGGGUGGGGGAGGGGGUCCAGAGAAACAUUGGUCAGAUGCGUCCUCCUCACGGCAGCGUGACUCCCCAGAAGAACAGCAACCUUCUGGUCAUCAUCGUGGUCUCCGUCGGUGCCGUUACCGUGGUAGUGGUUGUCAUAGUAGCGCUGAUCUGCACCCGGCGCUCCUCCGCACAACAGAGAAAGAAGCGUGCCACCCACAGUACAGGGAAGAGAAAAGGUAGUCAGAAGGACCUGAGACCUCCAGACCUGUGGAUCCAUCAUGAGGAGAUGGAACUGAAGAACAUGGAGAAGCCUGCCAGCGCCGCCCCCUCCGGACGCGAUUCACCCAUCCAGGGUUCUAUCCAGGAUAUCAGGUCUCAGUCUGUCAGUCACAGCCAAUCAGGGAGCCAGAUGGGCAGUAAGAGCAGCCACUCAGGCGGAGACAACGAUGAGGCUUCCAGCUGCAUCUCAACGUUAGAGCGCUCUCUAGCUGACAGGAGGGCGACACGUACCAAGCUGUUGAUCCCCAUGGACUCUCAGCCUAGCAACACCAGUAAGUUAACAACACACACUGACCGCUAG